AAUAUUUUCUUCUUCAUCAUCCAAAUAUUUGCAUGUGGGGAUACACCAUAACAAUAGAGGAUGCUAUCAUUUUGCCAAAAAAAAAAAAAAAAAAAAGAGUGAGAAAAAUGUCUACCAAAGCUGAGAGAAUCAAUGAUUAUGAGAACAUUCACCCAAACCAUGCCUUUUGAAUGAUAGACUUACAAGCUGCCCAGAAAUACGGAGUGGAUGUCACUUUUGAUGCGAACACAGCUCGUCCUUUCCUCCUUCCUGGAAUGGAGGGGAAAAGCUCUCGUUAUUCCUCUCACCAAAACAAGCACAGGGGCACUCAGGGCUUGGAGCCCUUGUACUGUGUGCUGGGCAAGGAGAGAUUCACUUCAGGACGAUGCUACUGGGAGGUGCAGGUAGAAGAUAAGGUGAAGUGCAUGGUGGGAUUCUGUAACGACUCAGUCAUGAGAAAAAGGAGGUGCGAGAUCGUACCAGUAACUGAGUUGUGGACUAUCUCUCUGAAGAAAGAGAAUCAGUACUGGGCUAAAUCUAGGCCUCCAACCCGUCUCUACUUGAGAGUGGCCCCCAAGGUAGUGGGGAUUUUCCUGGACUAUGAAGCUGGCUGCAUCUCUUUCUACAAUGUGACUGAUGAUUCCCAUAUCUACACCUUCCAGGAUACCUUUAGAGAGGCCCUGCGGCCAUUUAUCUACUCUGACCCCUUGUUAACAUAGGAAAACAUUGUCCCUAUUCCUAAAACCAAAAGGGAGCCUGGAAAUUGUUUUGAGUAAGCAGAAAUGGGUUCUUGAGGAGAAGUCAUCUUAUCCACAGCCUUCAGUCUUCCCUUCAGCACAGGCUGAGAAUUCUCCCACGUGUCCCUCUCCCUUCAUAUGCAUAUCUUUUCUUCUCCUUUUGGUCCAAGGCCUUUCCAGGACUACUGUAGUACCCACCUGUCACCCAACUCUCACCCAGGUUCCAAGAUGCUGUAGCAUUCACAGCAGGGUAACAACUUCUUGGAAGAUGGACUACACCAAGUUGCAGGUUACUGAUGGGACUCAAACAUCUCAGUGAGUUAGAGAGAUCUCUAUCCUAAGACUAUAAAGAUGACCUUGAGUGGAAUGGGCAGAAGAGAACAAUUUGUUCAACGGCCAUGAUGUCAGUUAAAGCAGGCUUCUUGGAGCAUUAGAACUUGGUUAGACAUUAAAGGUACCAAGGUCAUCUGAUGUAUCCGGGCCAUCAUCAAUCAUCUUGACUUUUGUCUUGCCAUUAGACUUCAGUUAUUCUGGAAGAGAGAAUAAGGAUGAUAAGUUUGUGCAACUCCACCUCAGUUAAAUCCAAUCACUCUCAAGUCAAAAUGUCCUAUAUCAUGGUUCCUCUUUGCAAAUAAAGGGUAAUCACCAACAGCA
Molecule: messenger RNA, 1370 nt
Organism: Antechinus flavipes (yellow-footed antechinus)
Lineage: Eukaryota; Metazoa; Chordata; Mammalia; Dasyuromorphia; Dasyuridae
Product: E3 ubiquitin-protein ligase TRIM39-like
Exons: 3
Coding region: 171-698 (175 amino acids)
Molecular function (GO): protein binding
Source: RefSeq, a predicted model, not a curated record